Messenger RNA from Aphanomyces invadans, 270 nucleotides. RefSeq lists its product as hypothetical. The transcript has a single exon. The record is from RefSeq and is a predicted model, not a curated record. NCBI's taxonomy places the organism in Eukaryota, Oomycota, Saprolegniomycetes, Saprolegniales, Verrucalvaceae. Bases 1 to 270 code for a protein of 89 amino acids.
AUGGUGCUUCACCUGCUGUGGUACACGGCAGCAACUUGCCACAUCCCUGAUUCAGAGGUGUCGGAAAUUGAAGACAUUGCCCUCGACUUCGCAUAUGGCCGACUCCACAAGCAAGGGCUCAUCGCAAACCACCUUCCCAAGACAUGGCUGCAACGACCGCAAUCUCAAGGCGGCCAAGGCAUGCCAAAUAUUGCCACCAGCUUCAAGUUGCUCCGGCUCCGCACCAUGUUCUACCUUCUUGCUCUACAAGGCGCAUCAAUUACCGUUUAG